CUCAUAAAAUAUUUUCACUUUUUUCUUUAUUUAUUUGUUUUAUUAUACAAGGCUGCCGAAAUUCUACAAAUAAUAACUAUGCAAUGUCGGUUUACGAUCUUAAAAACCUUAUAGUCUUGGAGGAGUACUUACUUGGUGUCUUGGACCGAUUUAGGCAAGAACUGCAGUACAAAGUUAUAACAAUAGAGAAUUACUUGGAGAUGACAAAGAAACGAAAUAAUUCAUUAGAAAUUAAUAAGUUUGCAUUUAAUUUUGAAGAAAGUGUUCCCAUCGUGCGCCGUUUAUAUUUUGAUUAUUCCCGUUUAGUGGCCUUCCUUGACAAUAAUUCUUGGGAUGUUUGUAUUAAGGCUAUAUACGAUCAGGAACCAAAAUUGCCAACAAAAAAAGAUUUAAUAGAGACAACGAAUGGAUUGUAUAUCAUGCAGAGCGUUUACUCAAUGAAGAUUUCCAAAAUGGCGAAGGGCAUUUUUCAAGGAGUGGACUACAAUUCCUCACUCAAUGCCUUUGAGUGCUUUACCAUGGCCAUGUUUCUGGAAGAAUUGGAUGAAUUGAUUUAUGCCAAGCAAUGGCUUGAAGUUUCGCUGGAUUUCUACAUGAAAGAUACAGUUAAUAGAGAUUUAUAUGCAGAACUUGGAUUCUCCUCAAUUAUGAUAUAUGAACUAUACGCAUCGGUCUUGCAUCGUUUGGGUAACGGUAGAGACAACCUAACAGUUAACGAUACCCUUAGGUCACUUAAUCCUGAAGGUUUUGGCAUUGAAAAGGAUCAAAUACAGGAACCAGAUAUGAUUUUAGAAAAAGAAAAUUGGGAGGCCUAUACAACGUUUUGCUCAACAGAAAACCGUCCUUCAAAAUCUAAUCUAUACUGCUUUUAUAAAAGAAACACUUCACACUUCUUGUAUCUGGCACCUCUUAAACUUGAGAUCCUGUCCCUUAAUCCAUACAUGGUGUUCUACCACGAUGUGAUUUCCGACAACGACAUUUUCCUCAUAAAGGUGGAGGGUCAAAAGAAUCUGACAAGAGCACGUACUUUUAACUUAAAAUCGAAUAAUCGGGAAGAAGAUUCAGGCCGAACGACUAAAGUUGGUUGGUUGGAUAAUAAUAGUCUGGCUAUUGUGCAAAAAAUGAACAAACUUGUAGAGGAUAUGACAAACUUAGACUUGAGCUCGUCUGCAGUUUAUGAAGUUCUCAACUAUGGAAUCGGAGGAUUCUAUGGGGCUCAUGUUGAUUAUUAUUACGACGAUUUUCAGAAAAACGAUGAAUUUUUGGACGAUCGCAAAGCGACUAUUGUGUUCUAUUUAAGUGAUGUGACUCAAGGGGGAGCUACGGCAUUUCCAGCUCUAAAUAUAUCAGUUUUUCCCAAAAAGAGAUCUGCCCUAAUGUGGUACAAUUUGGAUAACAAAGGAAAUGGUAUUCCAAAUUCUAUCCAUACCGCUUGUUCCACUGCAGUGGGCUCCAAAUGGGUUAUGAUUAAGUGGCUUACUCAAGCUGCACAGAUGUUCAGGAAGCCCUGUUUAAAGGAAGUUUAAAUUUUUUUAUUUUUUACCAGACCGUUUAAUUCUAUUAAGUUUAACGAUAAUAUUUGUCACGCUGAUUCAUCGUCAGUUUAAGUGUGUACUUCAAACAGUAAUGCAGUUGUUUUUUAAAGCCACUAUAUUCUUAGUGGCUCUUAGUUUUCCCGAAGGGACCUACACAUCGGUUUUGGAUGACUACAAAGAUCUGGAUGCAAAAAUCCGAAGCCAUUUAAGGGACUAUUCUGGGAUCUUGAAUAAGAAAAUCAGAGUGCUGGAUCAUUAUCUUGCUGAAAGACGAAGUAAACUGAAGAGUGUGGGAUCUGACCCAGAGGUCUAUUUUUCUAAUCCUAUUCAUGCGUACUCCAUGAUACACCACUUGCACUAUUACUGGCCGCUUUGGCUAGAAUCAAUGGAGGAAUCACCGGGCAAAGAAUUAAUAGCUCAACUUAAGAGACUUUUAACGCAGAUUUCUAAUGCAAAAGUCGCCCAGAAUAGGCUGGGAUGGUUUCUUCAUCUACAGAUAGCGAUGGAUAUGAAAAAUGACCUAAGAGAAAAUUUAUUUAAUCUCAACCAUGAAUCCUUUAAUCUACUGGAUGCUCUAGAAAUAGGAAAGUUUGCCCUUGACAAAGAGAAAUUCGAAAUUGCUGAAAAGUGGUUGGGCUCAAGUCUCAAAAAUAUAAAAGAACUUAAUCCAGUGCAACAGGAUGUCUUCAACAUACUCGGAGCUCCUACUGAACAGCAAGUGCAACAGCUACAUGAGGAAGCAAUUUUAACAACUAAAAUUAAAAAUAAAUCAAGCGUGACCAAAUAGUUUAGAUGCAAUACAAAAAGUGUAAAAUUAACCAUUUCAGAUAACAUAAUAAAUUUUGAUAACAUAA
This is a messenger RNA of Drosophila bipectinata, 2389 nucleotides long. RefSeq names its product prolyl 4-hydroxylase subunit alpha-1. Gene Ontology annotation, biological process: peptidyl-proline hydroxylation to 4-hydroxy-L-proline. Gene Ontology annotation, molecular function: iron ion binding; protein binding; procollagen-proline 4-dioxygenase activity. Gene Ontology annotation, cellular component: endoplasmic reticulum. The record is from RefSeq and is a predicted model, not a curated record. Lineage: Eukaryota; Metazoa; Arthropoda; Insecta; Diptera; Drosophilidae.